CGAUCCCCAGCGUAACGUUUCGCGCUGGCGGUUAAACUUGUGCCUUUGUUUAUUUAAGAGAUUCUUGUCUCUAAAGUGACGUACAGUUAUUAUGAACUAAUAUUUAGCCGAUACCUUUAUCCAGGGUGACCCGCAGUGCUGGAUACACUGCACUAUUUUUUUGUGUUUCUUUAUAUUACCGUCUCAGGCAAGACUGGAGUUUACUCUCCUUCUCACGUCACUCUUUCAAUCACGCGCUCAUCCACCAGCAGAUUCGUGGGAACGCGCUUCUAACAGUCACGUGCUCCAGAAAUAACAUCGUGGUAACGCCCCAGGGUGUGUGAAGAGGAGCUGUGUUACUGACUAAAUCCGGAAUAAACUCCUUUAGGGAAACGUCCUCACAGCACAGAACCCGAAAAGGGGAAAGGGGUCUUUGAAGUCACUGUGAGAGAGGGGAGGGGGAUGGCGGUGGGAGGGGACGUUGCCGGGUGGGAGUUCCUCUCACGGCGGUGCGCGAAGGGGCCGGUGGAGGAGAGAUGCUGUCGGACUCGGAGCGCUGACUUGACUGCGAUCCGCUGCGAUCCGCGCGCCGGCACCACGGAGAGCCGCUGUCCGACCCCCCGCAGCGUCGUCGCCAUGGGCUCCGCGUCCUCGGCUCACCGCGCGGUCUACCUGGACGUGGACGGCAGGGUCCAGAAGGUCGUGUUCAGCCGGUUCUGCAGCCCUGGUGACAUGAAGGAGCUCUUCUGCACUGCAGCAGGACUACAGAGGAAUACAACCAUCUCCUUGAUGGAUGUCACCGGCGCCAUGGUCUCCAUCGAUCCCACCAUGCCGCACAACACGGAGAAGUCUCCUUACAAAGUGGUGCCUUUGUCCGGGGAACAGCUGGGGGACAAAGAGGAGCUCUUCCAGAAUGUGCUGAGCCAGGUGGCCGAGCAGUUCUCCAGGGCGUUCAGGAUAAACGAGUUGAAGGCUGAGGUGUCAAACCGCCUGGCCAUGCUGGAGAAGAGGGUCGAGUUGGAGGGGCUCAAGGUUGUGGAGAUCGAGAAGUGUCGCAGUGACAUCCAGAAGCUCCGAGAAGAGAUGGCCUCCAGGAGCCAUAGUAGUUUCCUUGACGACAGCAAGAAGCUCACACCCCGCAGGGACGUGCCUUCCUACCCCAAGUACCACCUGUCCCAGGAAACCGUGGAGGCUCUUAGAAAGCCCACCUUCGAUGUGUGGCAGUGGGAACCCAAUGAGAUGCUGAGCUGCCUGGAACACAUGUAUCACGACCUGGGCCUGGUCACGGACUUCAGCAUCAACCCCAUAACCCUGAAGAGGUGGCUGCUCUGUAUCCAUGACAACUACAGAAACAACCCCUUCCACAACUUCCGCCACUGUUUCUGCGUCACUCAGAUGAUGUACAGCAUGAUUCACCUCUGCAGACUCCAGGAGAAAAUCACGCAGAUGGACAUCCUGGUCCUGCUGACCGCAGCCGUUUGCCAUGACCUUGACCACCCAGGCUACAACAACACGUACCAGAUAAAUGCGAGGACAGAGCUCGCUGUACGCUACAAUGACAUCUCCCCCCUGGAGAACCAUCACUGCGCCGUCGCUUUCCAGAUCUUCUCUCAGCCUGACUGCAACAUCUUCUCCAGCAUCGACCCUGAGACUUUCAAACUGAUUCGCCAGGGGACGAUCACGCUGAUCCUGGCCACGGAUAUGGCGCGGCACGGCGAGAUCGUGGACUCCUUCAAGCAGAUCGUGGACGUCUUCGACUUCUCCAACGAGGAGCACGUCACCUGCCUGAAGAUGGUGCUCAUCAAGUGCUGUGACAUCUCCAACGAGGUGCGGCCCACGGAGGUGGCGGAGCCGUGGGUGGACUGCCUGCUCGAGGAGUACUUCAUGCAGAGCGACAGGGAGAAGCUGGAGGGGCUUCCAGUCGCCCCCUUCAUGGACAGAGAAAAGGUGACCAAGCCCACAGCGCAGAUCGGCUUCAUCAAGUUCGUCCUCAUCCCCAUGUUUGAGACCGUCGAGAAGCUCUUCCCUGAGAUUGAAGAGGCAAUGGUGCAGCCCCUCAGGGAGUCCCGGGACAGGUACGAGGAGCUCAAGCAGAUCGAAGACGCCACGAGAGAGGUUCAGAAAAAGAAAAGUGAGAAUUCGACCGCAGGGAGCGAGAGGAAGUGAGGUUUCCAUCGUCCAAGGUACAAGCAGCAGCUGCUCCCUCCAAACACGGGAGAGCGGACCAACACGCAUGACCACCGUGUGGUUGUUGUUCAUCGCAGCGAUAGUGUUCCUCCCCAGACGAAGACGCAACGACCAAGAGAUGACCCAAAGCCCAGCAGGGACUGUGAAACCGUACAGCAGACACUUUACGGAAAUCUCUUCUAGCUUUUUUAGCUCCUUUUUUACAGAAUGUACAGAUUUUUAGUCACAAUUCUUUCCUAU
Scleropages formosus (Asian bonytongue) is the source of this 2406-nucleotide messenger RNA. RefSeq names its product phosphodiesterase 9aa (gene pde9aa). The coding region runs from base 442 to 2145 and encodes 567 amino acids. The record is from RefSeq and is a predicted model, not a curated record. The transcript is spliced from 20 exons. Gene Ontology annotation, biological process: signal transduction. Lineage: Eukaryota; Metazoa; Chordata; Actinopteri; Osteoglossiformes; Osteoglossidae. Gene Ontology annotation, molecular function: 3',5'-cyclic-nucleotide phosphodiesterase activity.